UUCCUUCACUACUCUCUAGUGAUGUGAGAGGCACCGUCGCCGGCAACAUUUCGCCGGAGAAUGGCAUAUAUGUGCACCGAUAGCGGCAAUUUAAUGGCGAUAGCCCAACAAGUAAUCCAGCAGAAACAACAGCAAGAACAACAGCUUCAUCAACAACAGCAGCAUCAACAGCCAAUAGUGACUGUAAAUCCAUUUUGGAACACAACCACCCACCAGUCUCCGGCCAUGGGGUACGGCUUUUCCGAUCCGUUUGAGGGCGGGGCGGCGGAUGUCACCGGAGGUGAAGAGACGGCUGGAUUUCAGUUCCCGAAUCUCGACCAUCAUCACCACCAUCAGAGCGGGUUUAGGUUUGCUGAUUUUGUGGCGGCGUCUGGUUCGGUGGGGGAGUUUGACACCGAUGAAUGGAUGGAGAGUUUGAUAGAUUCGACGACCGAGAGUUCGACAUGGCAACCGAGCUCGGAUUUUACUCUGUACGCCGCGGAUCCGUUUUCCGAUUGUCCGAGUCGACUCGCGUGCCCUACGGAUCUAAAAAACGGUAACUCUACUUGGGCUCCGCCGCCGGCGGUAUUGACUUCAGAUCAUCUGAUACCGCCGGAAGAGAAGGAAUUGAAGCCUCCGAAGCUGGAAAAAGCUCCGCCGCCGUCGUCCAAACAAGAUGUAGCAUCUACGAGUUCACCGGAAAGGAUUUUGACAAAACCCUUGCUCAAAACCCUAACGGAUUGCGCUCGAAUUGCCGAUACAGAUCCCGGAAAAGCCAUAAAACCAUUGAUUCGCCUCCGUGAUUCGGUGUCCGCCGACCACGGAGAUCCCACCGAGAGAGUAGCUUUCUACUUCGCCGAAGCUCUCCAUAGUCGGGUGACGCAGAAACCUCGAACCACCGCUGAUAUGGCUUCGCCGGAGGAAUUCACCCUCACUUACAAAGCUCUCAACGAUGCUUGCCCUUAUUCUAAAUUCGCACAUCUCACUGCAAAUCAAGCAAUCCUCGAAGCAACAGAAAAAGCCGAAAGAAUCCACAUCGUCGAUUUUGGAAUAGUUCAAGGGGUUCAAUGGGCAGCUCUUCUUCAAGCUUUAGCAACCCGACCCGCCGGAAAACCAACCCAUAUUCGCAUCUCCGGCAUUCCAGCUUUGAUACUGGGGGAUUCUCCAGCAUCGGAGCUUCUUGCAACCGGCAACCGUCUCCGUGAGUUCGCGAAGGUUCUAGAUCUGAAUUUCGAAUUCGAACCCAUCUUGACUCCGAUAGAAGAACUCAACGUAUCAAGUUUCUGGGUCGACCCAGAUGAGUUUUUAGCCGUUAAUUUCAUGCUCCAACUCUAUAACUUGCUCGAUGAAAACUCCGGCGCCGUCGAGAAGGCUCUGAAGCUGGCGAAAUCGUUGAACCCAAGUAUAGUCACAUUGGGGGAAUACGAAGCGAGUUUGAAUCGGGUCGGGUUUCUCCAACGUUUCAACAACGCACUCAACUACUACUCAGCUGUAUUUGAUUCCCUUGAACCGAAUAUGACCCGAGACUCGCCGGAUAGAUUGCAGGUGGAGAGAUCCUUAUUCGGCCGGCGAAUAGCAGCGGCGGUAGGGCCAGAAGAAGAAGGAAACAAAAGGGAACGGAUGGAAGACAAAGAACAAUGGCGGAUGACAAUGGAGAAUUCCGGUUUUGAAACGGUAAAUUUCAGCAACUACGCAGUAAGUCAAGCAAAGAUACUGCUAUGGAGUUACAAUUACAGCGAUAUGUACAAUUUGAUUGAUUCUGAUCCUGGGUUUCUAUCUCUUGCUUGGAACGAUGUACCUCUUCUCACUGUUUCUUCAUGGCGUUAAUUUUUUAGUUUUUUUUUUCCUGAAAUUAUGAUCUUUUUUUUUGGGUAAUGGUGUAAUGGUACAGAUUAAACGAUUAGAUCCGCCAUUAAUGGUGUUCUUUUUUUGAAACCUUUGCUGUGUUUUUAGUAUGGGAUGACGAAGCCUGGUCCAAGUUUAGGAAAAAGCUGAAAUAUUAGAUCCGCCAUUAGUGGUGUUUUUGAAGCUUUUUUUCUUUUG
Molecule: messenger RNA, 2022 nt
Organism: Cynara cardunculus var. scolymus (artichoke)
Lineage: Eukaryota; Viridiplantae; Streptophyta; Magnoliopsida; Asterales; Asteraceae
Product: scarecrow-like protein 4
Exons: 1
Coding region: 61-1806 (581 amino acids)
Biological process (GO): regulation of DNA-templated transcription
Cellular component (GO): nucleus
Molecular function (GO): DNA-binding transcription factor activity; sequence-specific DNA binding
Source: RefSeq, a predicted model, not a curated record